UCUCUCUCUCUCGCUGGAGAGUCGAUGCUACCAAGGAAACACACAUGCAGCCAGGCAUCCAGCGGACACUGAUUUCUGGAUUUCGGCGGCAGCCCUGGUUCAUGUGAUCCUCAUUAGUUGAUGCUAACCGAAAGCAUCCCCGCGGUAUUGGGAGCCAUAGAUAUGUAAACUCAACUCAAAAAAGCACUCGGCCGCAAAAGAGAAGAGAGGAGGAGGCGUCUACGUCUGAGAAUACAGGUCCAGUGAGGUGUGGGGUGAUCGUGAUUUCCCAUCAUGCCUCUGGUCAAGCGGAGUAUUGAGCCCAGGCACCUGUGCCGAGGGGCCGUGCCGGACGGGGUCACCAGCGAGCUGGAGUGUGUGACCAACAGCACGCUCGCCGCCAUCAUCAAGCAGCUCGGCAGCCUCAGUCGCCACGCUGAGGACAUCUUUGGGGAGCUGUUCAACGAGGCCAACAGCUUCUACAUGCGCAUGAACAGCCUGCAGGAGAGAGUGGACCUGCUCGCCGUCAAGGUCACUCAGCUGGACUCCACUGUGGAGGAGGUCUCCCUGCAGGACAUCAACAUGAGGAAGGCCUUCAAGAGCUGCACCACCCAGGACCAGCAGGUGGUGUCCAGGAACUCCAUCCCCAACCCAGUGAUGGAGAUCUACCACCACGUGGACAAACCUCCACCACUCAAUAUACUGAGUCCAUACAGGGAUGAUAAGAAGGAUGCGCUGAAGUUCUAACACAGACCCUCCUACUUCUAUCUGUGGAAGGAGAAGAUGCUGCAGGCCAACGAGGACAAGAGGAAGGAGAGAGAUACUGGAUGCCCCGCCCACCCAGACCAGGUCCGGCCUCAGUCCCGACAGGCCACGCCCAGAAGCCCCAUGUUUGGCUCCGAGCAACAGAAACAGGUGGAGGACCCGAGCCGUGAGGUGAAGAAGGUGCGUAAAGCACGGAACCGACGCCAGGAGUGGAACGUCAUGGCCUACGACAAAGAGUUCCGCCCCGACGCGCGCUUCACACCCUCGCCGUAUCACGGCAUGUCCUCGGAGGGAUCCCUGUCUCCUGACAACAGGUCGGUGGCAUCAGAUCUGGGGGAGCACUCCUACCCGGCGAGUCCCAGUCACCCGUCCCAGCAGGCGGCGGCGGCGGCGGCGGCCCCGUCCUCGGCGUACUCCGCCCUGGAGGGCAAGGAGCUGCUGCUGCCCAACCAGACCCAGUCCCUGGACCGGCCCUACCGCGUGCCCGGCUCCGCCGCCGCCGCCUCCGCCGCCGGUGCCCCCCCGCCCGGGCACAAGACCCUGGGCCGGGUACAGCCCCCGCACGGACCCCCCGCCGUGGACCCCACACUCAACGGCCCGCGCCAGCAAGUGGGCAAGGACUACGGUGGUCCUCCUCAGCACCCGGAGUACUACGUGCCUCCCGCCCCUCCCCCUCCCCCCCCCCUCAUCCCGUCGGCGCAGACGGCGUUCGACAGCCCUGCGGUGCCCCCGGCUCCGCUGCCGCCCGGCGCCCUGGCCGCCAUGUCCCGCUCCUACAGCCCCUCGCCCCCCACCCCCGCCCUGCCGGCCUCCUACACCCCGUCCCCCUCCCACCCCCCUUCCGGGGCGCCCCCGGCCGCUCCGCCGCCCCCACCCCCCUCCGGAGGAGGACCGCCGGGCCACGCUCACCCCCACGCCGCGCUGUCGGCCCCCGCCGAAGCCCCCGCGGCGCCCAGGAAGGGCCACAUGCCCUUCGUCCCCAUGAGCGACGCCCGCAGCGACCUGCUGGCCGCCAUCCGAAGAGGUAUCCAGCUGCGUAAGGUGCAGGAGCAGCGUGAGCAGGAGGCCAAGAAGGAGCCGGUGGGCAACGACGUGGCCACCAUCCUGUCCCGCCGCAUCGCCGUGGAGUACAGCGAGUCCGACGACGACUCCGAGCUGGACGAGAACGAGUGGUCCGACUGAGCCGAGCGGUGCGGGGAGCGGGAGAGGGCCGAGCGAGAAGAACGGCUGGACGGCGGUGGAGUGGAGGAGCGAAGAGGAAGAAGAGGAGGAGGAGGAAGAGGAGGAGGAGGAGGAGGAGAGAGGAGGAUUGUGGGAUAUGAUCCUGGAAGUGUGCUGGCGAAAGCAGCAGGAUGUUUACGGAACUGGCGUGAAAGGUCGUUGUGAAGGUCAAGGUCACGUAGCACAAUGCGGUGUGUGUGUGUGUGUGUGUGUGUGUGUGUGUCUUUAUAUGCCACCAAUCUCCCCAUUGAUGAUCUCACUCGUCUCGUUAACCGACGGCAAGACGAGGUCUACAGGGAGGUCUCAAUCACAGUCACACACACUCAAGACUCUGUUACACACACGUGUACAUAUAAUUUCACUUAGCUGGACGAGGGCUUUUCUUCGGACGACCCGCAGUAACUGGUGGUCAGGAGAGGUCAUCUGUUACAGGUGGUUGUUUUGCAUUUCUCCGUUUGACACCAGGUGAAGGAUCAUCACAUGCAGCUGUAGAAUUGCCUGUCGUUCUAAACACUUACAUUUAAAUCUAACAUCCUAAAGUCUUAAUCCGUAUAGAGUAUCGGUAGGCUUUUGUAAGUUCUCAUGUGUACAUGCCAUACACACACAGACACACACACACACACACACACACACACACAUACAUACACACACACACACACACACACACACACACACACACACACACACAUACACACACACACACACACACACACACACACACACACACACACAUUACACUCAUACACACACACACACACACACACACACAGAUAUAUGCAUAAUUUCAUGCUGUACGUAGACCCACCAUUCGUCACUCAGAUCUGGUGACUAACCCUUGAGAAUGACUUCACCAUCGAACUGCUGACUGGUCGUCUAUAGCAACACUAAUUUUAGUCCAGUGGCCUCGAACUGUAACAGUAGCUGUGAAGUUGAAGGAAGUGAUGUAUAUGUGACACAGGAUGUGAAUGUAUACUGUGGCAGGCUUCACAUCCUAGCAACAUACAGUAUCAGCUGUUUCCCUGACAAUGGAACUAAAAAGAUAAUGUGUCAAAAUAUGACAAGGUCACCUCAAGCACAGAAAGACAGAGAGGAAAAAUAUUUUGCUUAUUUUUUGUUCUUUCUAUGGCAAUGUCUGUGAUCAAAAAAGCAUUUCUUUGGUAGCCACCUUAUUUUGAAGCAAUAUCUUUAUCUAACUCUUAUUUAUUUAUCUCUGAAAAUGUGAAUUAAAAAGCUACCAAGUAUAAACAAGCUACUGUGACAAUAUGUCUGGACAAUCGUAAGUUUUAAGUCUCUUCAGUUUGUAUUAGGUAGUACUACAUGCCAUCGGCCUUUUGAUGGUAUUCCCAAUGAAAGUAGACUUUAUUUAGCUUCAAAUGAAAA
This is a messenger RNA of Sardina pilchardus (European sardine), 3345 nucleotides long. RefSeq lists its product as uncharacterized. Gene Ontology annotation, molecular function: actin binding; protein kinase A regulatory subunit binding; Arp2/3 complex binding. Gene Ontology annotation, cellular component: lamellipodium; SCAR complex; cytoskeleton. Gene Ontology annotation, biological process: positive regulation of Arp2/3 complex-mediated actin nucleation; actin cytoskeleton organization. Lineage: Eukaryota; Metazoa; Chordata; Actinopteri; Clupeiformes; Clupeidae. The record is from RefSeq and is a predicted model, not a curated record.